Messenger RNA from Linum trigynum, 877 nucleotides. NCBI's taxonomy places the organism in Eukaryota, Viridiplantae, Streptophyta, Magnoliopsida, Malpighiales, Linaceae. The record is from the annotation of a GenBank genome assembly.
CACAACUCAGCUCAUCGAAAUCGAACCGUAGAAAUCGACAAUGGCGGCCUCCUCCAUCUCUUCCCUCGCCUCGUCCUUCUCCUCUCUCUCAUUUUCCUCUCAAGUCUCUCAGAAACCAAACGCCCUUGUUUUCCCCGUCACCAAGUCCCGCUCCCUUUCACCUUCCCCCAAAUCCCUCACCACCCUCCGCGUCUCCGCCGCCGUCGCCUCGCCGUCCGAGCCCUUCAAGGACCUGGUGAAGACGAGACUCCCCGGCGGAUUCGCCGCCCAACCCAUCAUCGGCACCGGCCGCCGGAAAUGCUCCAUCGCUCGUGUUGUCCUCCAGGAAGGCACCGGCCAAGUCAUAAUCAACUAUCGCGAUGCCAAUGAUUAUCUCCAGGGGAAUCCGCUGUGGAUUCAGUACGUCAAAGUCCCACUGGUGACAUUGGGCUACGAGGGCAGCUACGACGUUUUCGUGAAAGCUCACGGCGGCGGGCUAUCCGGCCAGGCGCAGGCGAUCUCGCUGGGAAUUGCUCGGGCUUUGCUGAAGGUCAGUGCCAGCCACAGAUCGCCUCUGAAAUCGGAAGGGCUUCUGACGAGGGACUCAAGAAUCGUGGAGAGGAAGAAGCCUGGUCUCAAGAAAGCUCGCAAGGCUCCUCAGUUCUCCAAGCGUUGAGCUUUUGCUUGGGGCAAGUUACAAAGUUGGUUUCUUUCUCACUUAUACUCCUCCCAUCCACUCUCUGCUUCUCGGCAUUGCUUUCUCAGAGUGUUGUAGAAUGUGUUGAACAGUUUGCCUCUGUAGAUUCUAGCAGUUCUAUUGCUUGUCUUUAACCUGAAGGUCUCAACCGAUCUCUUGCCAUUCAAUAUGACCCUUCAGAAACAAACCACAAUGAUAGUG